CCCCCCCCCCCCCGCCGCCGCCGCCAUCUUGUCGCCCGUCGCCGGGCCGGGACCGGGGCCGUGCCCGAGGGGUGAGCGCAGAGCGGGAGCGGGGCUCUCCUCAGCGGUACCAUGUUUUUAACAACAGUAUUGCUCCGGAAGAGAAUUCCUGGAAAACAAUGGAUUGGAAAAUACAGGCGACCAAGAGUGGUUACCCUCUCAAUGAAGCAGGCAAUGAUCCGAAGGUUGGAAAUUGAAGCAGAGAAUGAGUACUGGCUGAGUCGACCUUACCUGACACGGGAACAAGAAUACAAUCAUAACAGAGAAGGGAGACGUGCAAAAUGGGAAACUCUCAAAAGCACGAUGACAUCUAAGUUCCCUGAGCAUAGAUACAUGAGCGAUCACUUGAACCACUUAAAUGUCUCAAAGAAAUGGACAUCUUGAAUAACAGGGUGUACUUGUAUUUGGCAGCUGUUGUGCACUGCCCCAAAAUAUGUUGUUGUAUCUGUUAUGGUAGCUUUGUAAUACAGUGUAAUAUGGGCAGAUAAGUGACACUUUGCUAUGGUACACAAAAAUCUUACAUUAAAAGUAAUCCUACAGAACA
Cygnus atratus (black swan) is the source of this 583-nucleotide messenger RNA. RefSeq names its product mitochondrial ribosomal protein L57 (gene MRPL57). Gene Ontology annotation, biological process: mitochondrial translation. Gene Ontology annotation, cellular component: mitochondrial ribosome. Gene Ontology annotation, molecular function: structural constituent of ribosome. The record is from RefSeq and is a predicted model, not a curated record. The transcript has 2 exons. Lineage: Eukaryota; Metazoa; Chordata; Aves; Anseriformes; Anatidae. Bases 112 to 423 code for a protein of 103 amino acids.